CAAAUCUCACGUUCCCAAGCUACUCAGCCUGCUUUUGUGUUCGUAAUAAAAUCCUAUGUUUGGCUCAUCAAAUUCCGAAAAACCCACUGGUUUAUUUGCUGGAAUAUCAAACAAUCCCUCCGUAAACUUGUUUCAAGUUCCACCUGUUACGGAUAGCAACAUUCCAGGAUCAGGGUUGUUUGGUAACCUAAAAGCAACUACGGAAUACAGGAUCGAUGUUAAAGAAUCAGGACCUAGUUUCUCGUCAGCUCAAACAAGCGGAAAGAAUAGUGAUGUCUCAAGAAAAGUUUUUCAUCCUCUCCGAAGUGGUAAUGGUUUGGACAAAGAUCAAAAUGAUCGUCAUACGAAUGGUACCAGUGUGAAUGACAGUGCACACAGUAGUUAUCUGGAUUUUGUUGAAUCUUCUAAUCAUGAAACAGAGUGCCUAUUUUCAAAUAAUGUCCGAAAUGAUGUUAAUUUGUAUUGGCCUGCAGUCAAAUUAUCCCGUCUACCGAUUGGAUAUAACACAAAGAAUUUUCUUUUGAAUCACUUUCAACAUUUUGGUCGUAUAGAACGAAUUAUAUGUCAACCUUCUAUGGAUGCCGCUUAUAUAGCUUUUGAUUCAUUGUCAUCAGCAAAUCGAGCUAAACGAUUAGGACGUGAAUCUGUUACAUUGGCAAAUAGUGGUCUACCUAGUUCAGUUCUUUUUACAAUGGCACGAUGUCGUCGGCAAGCUAAUUCUGGUUCAUCUAAAUUAUGCCCGAUCAAGAGUAAAACCAUUAAUUCUUCCUUGUCUCCAACGUGUACAGCACAGAAAAAAAUCACCACACCACAGUCUAAUAUAAAGCAUGGAAUUGACAAUAAACAAUUUUCUAAUACAUCUAUUAUUACAAGUGAUAAUCAACCAUUUCGUAUAUCAAACAAUAAUCAAUUAUCAUCGAUAUCAUCACAAAUAGCAUGUUGUACACAAUCCACACUCUCCUCUAUUCCACGACCAAAUGUAUCCGUCUAUAAUAAUAAUAACAAUCAUCAUAGUUUAUUUAAUUAUAAAUCUGCAAAUGCUACUACAUUAGAUGAACGAUUAUUUGUUUUACAAGAAUGUUAUAAACGUGAUUGUGAAUUACGAUCUAUAUCCAAAUCAAUUGAUUCAACCAUUCCGUAUACAGAUAUAUGCAACAAUCCUACAGAUGAACCAAUUCAUCAUGCACCUAUAAAAGGUACAUGUGAAGAUAUGUGUCCUGAAUUGGAACGUUAUAGUCGAGCAGCUCAUCAACGUGUAUCUAUAUUUGAAUGUUUACCUACUACAAUCAAUGCUAAUUCCUCUGCUUGGGAAAUGGAUCAUACUCGUGCUGUGAAAGAUUAUCAACGUUCUUCAGCUGAUCAACCUGUACCUUUACCUAGAGAACUUCGACCAACCAGUGUUUUACACCGUACAAUGGCUUAUUUACUAGCUAGUAUAGCUGAUCGUCCAGAAAUUGAUACUAAUCGUAGUUUAUGGAAACCGUGGUAUGAAUUUAUGUGGACACGUACACGUGCUAUUCGUAAAGAUAUAAGACAACAAAAUUUAUGUUGUCCAAUUGUAAUUGGUAUUAUUGAACGUAUAGCAAGAUUUCAUAUAUUUUGUGCUGCACGAUUAGUUGAUCAAUCAGUCGAUGCAUUUGAUCCUCGUAUUAAUUCAGAAAAUUUAACACAAUGUCUACAAACAUUAAAAGAGAUGUAUACAGAUUUAGAUGCAUCAUCAACAACAACAACUGAAAAUUUAUGUCCAAAUGAAGCAGAAUUUCGUGGUUAUAUGCUUUUAAUGAAAUUGAACGAUCAAAAUGAAAUCAAUGAAGCUCAGCGUUUACCUGAUCGAAUACGUCAAUCUAAGUCGGUACGAUUUGCAUUUGCUACACAUGAAGCUCUUAUAACAAAUAAUUAUAUAAGAUUUUUUCGUUUAGCUCGUCAAGCUACAUGUUUAGUUGCUUGUCUUAUGCAUAGAUAUUUUCUACAAAUACGUGGUCAAGCUCUAAUGAAACUUUCUAGUGCAUUUGCUGGACAUCCAAAACGAGAGGUUCAGUUAAUUGAAAGUAAACGUGUUGGUAUUCCAUUGUCUGUUUUAUUCAAUGGUUCAUCUAUCAAUCCAUCUGAUGCAAUACCUUAUCCUGUUCAAUCAUCAUUUGAUAUAAAUGGUAAAUAUAAUAUUGAUUCACACAAAACUCCUACACUAAUUGACAAUGUUCAUGUGACUGCUGCUACUACUACUACUACUGCUACAUUGAAUUAUAACAAUCAUAUUGUUGACAAUAAUAAUAAUCAUCAUAAUAACAAUAAUAAUAAUGUUCGUAGUGAUACAUUGAAUAAAAAGCAAAUAUCUAAUGAAUUAUUAGAAUUUAUUUAUAAUCAAUGCAUUGAUGAUGUACUACUCUUAAACUAUUCGAAAUUUAUUCAAACUAUUCACCUUGAAGAGAUGAUUAUUAAUGAACUAAUGGAAAAAUUAAUUAAAGAUUUUAUUGAAGAACAUCUGAUUGAUAUAUUUCAUAAAAAAUUAAAUCCACUUCGUCAAAUCGAUAAACAGAUCAUAGAAAAUGUCAUCACUGAAACAUUCGAUGUAGAUUUACACAAUUUGGCUCAACGUGAAUUCAUUCUAGAAUUGCUUUAUAAUGAAUUUGUCAAUCAAUUGAUCAAUGAACAAUUGAAUAAAUUAGCUAGAUCAUGUUUAACUUUAUGCAUUUCAACAUCACUUUAUAAUCAUACAUUGAUUAAAUGUUGUUUUAAUCGUUUUCAUUAUUUAAUAUGGAAACGUAAAGAAUUAAUACAACAGAGAAUUUUAUUGAAUACAAUGCCAACAUCAGUGAUUGCUGAUUGUUUACCUUUAUGUUUAAUGAUCAAUAAUAAACAGAAUAAGCAGAAUAAAGAAGAUGAAGAAGCACAUUUAUCUCCAAUUGAUUUAUUGAAACAUUCAAGUUAUUCACGUAUUUCACCGGAAUUAUUAAAAUUAGAUGAUGAACUAAUUUGGUAUCCUUUAAAAUCUUCGCCAAUAUUUGAUCAAUAUCCAAUUGGAUUGUAUAAAUCUAUUCUUAUAUCCAAUAAUAAUAAUAAUACUAAAACUUUACAACAUCAUUAUACAAAUAUUUUCUAUUGGAUUUCACAAAAAUUAAAACAUUUUCCUUUAAUUCUAUUGAACAAUGAAUGGUCAUCAUCAACAUCAUCGGAAUUGUUCAAUAGAUUAUCUGGUCUAAUUAUCAUUGGACAUUUUCAUCGAUCCAGUAUUACUCGUAAACAAUUAUUGGAGAAUUUCAACAAGAGCCUAAUUGAUAAUCAUCGUUUAUUUAUUUUAGCUGUAACUUAUUCAUCAUUCAGCAAUGAUAAUAUGGCUUGUGCAACAUUGAACACCAAUAUAUUGAAUGAUGAUAAUGAUGAUAUGUAUGUGUUAAAUUUAUCAAAUUCUCUGUUGACUGAGAAAAAAUUUCAACUGAAUCCAUUCUGGUCAAUUCAAUUACAACAUGGUAUUCAUUGGAUAGAAGAUUGUUUUACACAAAUACUCAUGAAUAAGUGUUGUUUAAAUUAUACAAAUCAAUAUGAACAUAAUACUACUAUUCAGAAAACAUAUACCUUGCCAACCUCAUCAUCAUCAUUUGAAAUGACUAAUUUGUUCACAAAAUUGUAUAAUUCAAUAGAUGAGUACAUUGAUCUGACUGUACUGCGUCCUUUGGCUAAUUUAUCUGAAAGUUGGAAAUCGUGUGGACUAAUUGACCCAUCAUUAAAAUCUUUAAUUGAUCAAUAUCAUUCAAUUAUCUCAUGUCUAUUGACUGAAUUAAUUCCUAAUGAUAAAAUUCUCACUGAUCUAUUUCAUGAAAUUCUUAUACUACCAGAAAAUAUUCUCAAUUUAUUAUGUAUUAAUUCACAUGAUAAACAUGAACAUGAAACUAAUAAUUUCACUCUACUGUCUACAUCAUGGAAUAUGUACAUUGAAAAUUGGAUAAUUGUUUCAAAACAAUUACAUUUAAAUGCAACAAUUAAUCAAUGGAUUCUUACUUGUUUUGAUAAAAUUGAAAAAGAGUUCACAUUACACAUGAAUAAAUUAUUCAUUCCUAUGAAUUCUUCAAUUGCUGCUGCUGCAUCAUCAUCAUCAUUGUCAAUUGAACAAUCACCUUCACCUUCAGUGUAUUUAGCGCCUAAUUUAAAUUUGUUUUUUGCGCUAGUUCGAAAUUGUUUAAAUAAUCUAUCAAAUUUACUAUUGAACAAUGAGAAUAACACAAAAUUGCAUAAUAUUGAACUAGUUCAAUUAACUAACAUGUCACGUACCAUUACAAAAUUAAUUUGUCAAAUUAAACCAGACAACAUUUUGAAUCAGUUGAUUGAACACUUUAAAAAAUUAAAUGAACCAUGUAUGACACGUACAAAUGCAAUGAAUUUAUCAUUGAAUCAAUUUAAUAAAAAUAAAAUAGAAACUUAUUUACAAUCGAUUGUAAUUAAACGAAAUGCAUUCAAUACAAAUUGUAAUAGACAUGAAGAAUCAUUAUCAAUGCAGCUGCAUACAUUAACAUCGAAAAUUCGUAAAUUAGAAAAUUCCAUGAAUGAGACAAUGAAAGAAACAUUAUUAUGACUGAUGAUCAUCAAUUGUAGACAAUAAAUAAAAAAGAGACUUAUUCAAUGAAAGUGAAAUAUUUUUUUUUUGUAUAAAUUAUUUUCUAAAAUGCCAAUUUCUUUUGUUGUUUUUAUUUCUCUUCUUGUAAACAUUCGUUUUUUCUCUUUUUCCAUUGUUCUCCUUGUGUUGUAAAUAAUCUCUGUGUACACAUCAUUAAUUGUUGAAUAAAAAAUUUUUAAUUUGAAAAUAAAUUUCCCCUAUUUCAUAUUGUUCAUAAAUU
Schistosoma turkestanicum is the source of this 4829-nucleotide messenger RNA. Lineage: Eukaryota; Metazoa; Platyhelminthes; Trematoda; Strigeidida; Schistosomatidae. The record is from the annotation of a GenBank genome assembly.